This is a messenger RNA of Bemisia tabaci, 4493 nucleotides long. RefSeq lists its product as uncharacterized. The record is from RefSeq and is a predicted model, not a curated record. Gene Ontology annotation, biological process: intracellular transport. Gene Ontology annotation, cellular component: trans-Golgi network membrane; AP-1 adaptor complex. NCBI's taxonomy places the organism in Eukaryota, Metazoa, Arthropoda, Insecta, Hemiptera, Aleyrodidae. Gene Ontology annotation, molecular function: clathrin binding.
UGUCUUAUCAAGCAGUAACUUCCCAUGUUAUUAUUAUUCGUUGGACUGUUUUUUAUCAGUUGAUUUUUUCCAUAUUGUGAUCAUGUCGGAUACAAUACCACCUCUUUAUUCGUCUUCUCCACCGCCUCUGACAAAAUCAAAUUUUGCCGAUGAUGCUGAUUCUGAAGAAGAUGAGGAUGAUGAAGACGAGGAUGGAUACGGAAAAUUUGAAGAGUACUCAGCAGUCUAUGAUCAUACAGUAGAAGAAAUUCUCAACAACAGCCCAAGGAAGCCCAUAAAGACAGAAUCUAUAACAAACCUGAAUUCAUCAGAUUUGAUAUUAGGAAAGAGUAUCCCUGUUUUGCCAAAUAAUUUACAUAGCACAACAGACGUAAAUGUAACGUCUGAGCCCCUUUCUAGUGAUAUUUUACAUUCCAAAUCUCCUGAUGAGAGUAUUGACCGAAAAAUUUUAGAGAAUAACAGUAUUAAUAUAGAAAAGACAUUCUCGGAUAGUGCAAUCAAUUUUACAGAAGUGGAUAGUAUUUUUCAUGUUAACAAUGAUAACCUAGAUAGUAAUUUUUCAACUUCUAAACCCCUGUCAGAACCAGUUAAUUUUUCUUCGGGUGAUGUGCCUGUCACUUUAGAGAACCAUACUGGCCUUUCCCAGGAAAUUGAAACAAAGAGUUCAAUAGUAAGUAGCAACAGCUGUGGCACAACAGAAAAUAAUUCGAAUAUUGUGACAAGGAUAGGAGUGAAUGAAAACAUAGAAGUAAAUGAUAGCUCAAGCAUAAAUGUUGGCGCUAAUUCUAUACCUUAUAGUAAUUGCUCAAAUUUUGUAUCAGCAGUAGAUGGAACACUUGGUGAUGAUGACUUUGAAUUUGAUGAUUUCCAGUCUUUCUCCGAACCAAUUCCUUGCUCUCAAAACUGUGAAUUUGAUGCAUAUGGAUCUGAAAAUUCAGAUUCGAAGGAUAAAAUUAAUGUUUUCAACCAAACGGAUUCACUAUCAUGUGAGAGUAAUUCAUUAACUGCAAGUGCCGUUCCUCUUCAAAUUGAAACGAUGAGCAGUGAUAGGACUGAGUUCAGAACAUUAGGAACUAGCUUAGCUGACAACAUAAUCACUGAUUCUCAUUUGUUAUCAAACAGUGCAGGAAAUGCCGUCCAAAAAAAUUCAAAUGAUCUCUCCAAUGGUUUUUAUGUGUUUGAAAAUGCUACAGAAAGUAAUGAAAAUGUUACCACAACACAGUCAGAUAUUAAACCGUCCAUUUCAAUAGAUACUUCGACUGCUCUACAAAGUGAGCAAAUUACAAAAGCAAGAACGGAGAUAGAAGGUGCUAAAUACAUAGAAUCUAAUUCAGCAUGCACCCCUGUAAAUGUAUCUAUUGAAACCUGUGUAAGCAAUGUCAUUGAGUCAGAAGUCGAUGAUGGAUUUGGAGACUUUGAAUGCGCUAACAAUGUACAAGACACAAGCAUAGAGCCUCCAAGGUGCGAGCCAAUUCACCCAAGUCCACCCAGUGAUGAUGAAUUUUGUGAUUUUGAAUCGGUCAACUCCUCUAAGUUGCAAAAAGUUGAAAAUACUGCAGGUCCUAGUUUCAGUGAAUCAGGGCAGACUGCAAAAGAAUCCCUUGAUUUUGAUGAGGACUUUGCAACCUUUGAUGUCAAAAGCACUGACAAUUUUAGUGAUUUUCAAAGUACAAAUGUAGAUCAAAAAAGUUCCAUGAAUGAUUUAAAGGCAGCAGAAACCUGUGAGCCAUCAGAAGAUGCUUUUGGAAAUUUUGAGGCAAACUUUUCGGAAGUUCCUACUGAUGUUGUGGCUGCCUCUUCUUCUAAACUGAAUGAUGGUUCAGAAGCAUCAUUUGGUGAUUUUAGCGACUUUAGUUCUUGCGUAAAAUCAAGCGAACCCAUUACAAGUUCAACAGUUGCUUCUUCCUCGAAAUUUGAUGAUGGUUCAGAAGAAUCGUUUGGUGAUUUUAGCGACUUCAGCUCUUACAAAAAAUCAAAGGAACCAACAACCAGUUCUACACUUGCUUCUCCCUCUAAACUUGAUGAUGGCUCAGAUGAGUCGUUUGACGAUUUUAGCGAUUUUAGUACCUACAAAAAAUCAACUGAACCAACAAGUUUUACAGAACCUACAAGUCUUACAGAACCAACAAGUUUUACAGAACCUGCUGCUCAGGAGAAACAAUUUUGGAUUGAUCUUUUUCCUCCUUGUGAAGUGGCUGAUCGAGAUAUAGACGUGGUAUCAAUCAGUGAUUUAGUAGUGGCAAGUCGGAUAUGGACCAAAUUGCGUGAUUUGGAUUCUUCACAAGCAUUAGCUUUUGAGUGGUCAAAAUCUGCUACGUAUAAAAAGUACCUUUCAUCUCUUGGCAUAGAUGUACGCAAUGUGUUAGGUGUGCAGUGGCGAAGUAAUGUACCCAGAUUUGCAGCAAAUCUCGGAUGCACUCCCUUGGAGCCAUCAAAGGCAGCCAAAGAUUCCUAUACCUCAAAACCUGUCUCAGAUUCGUCAAAUGAGCUGUCCCAGCCUAAUAAUCCAGAGAUAGUUCCUGCAGCACACUUUGAUUGGAUAAGCAGCGGUUUGGUCAAUCCUCUUGAUGGUUCUUAUGCAACUUUACUUGACAUUAAUUUAUUGGAUGCAUUUGUAAAUACUGAAAGUACAAAAAAGAAGGGAACUCAAUCAGCACCAGUGCCAAAACAGAAGGCUAAAGAUGAAGCCAUUGAUGCUGAAGUACAAGAAUUCCUCCAGAGCUUACCUGAUCUUUCAUUCAUGCUUGUGUCUCACAUUCAGUUCCCCAUGAACCCGACUGUCAAUGACAAAUCGUCCUAGUGUGCUAUUUACUUACUUUUCUAUCGGCUGUUUUGCAAUUUUAGUUGUGGUUAAUCAUUGUAACUUGGUAUGUGUUUUGUAUUUAUGUAAGAAGGGAAACCAUGUCCAAUAAGUUUUUAAUUUAUUAAUUUAAUCAGUAUUCUAAGUUUUAGUCCAAAUGUACCGCUGUUAUUGAUUGUGUCUUUUUGAAAGUUAUGGAUUGCUUUCUAUUCAAAUUCAUUCUGCAUCAUUGUUAUCAUGAAAUUCUUUUACUUAUAUUUUAAAAUUAUUUUAACCAACCUUGCUGCAUAGCCCGCGAACAGUAGCUCUAGUAACUCAACAUUUUCUAUGUGGGACUAAAUUUUUGACGCACAUGUGUCAAAUUACCAAUAGUCAACAGCGUGUUGAGUUGGCAGCAGUAUUCAUCAGCUUUCUUUUUAUAUUUUUUGCAUUCUCUGCAACAAAGCCAUCCCUCCUCCAACAUUCUCCCACUAAAAAUUUUGAAAUGAAAAAUUGUGGAGGAUUGCUGAAGUAGGGCCCCUAAUAGUCAAAGUGUGCUUGAGCAAAAGGCAAAGCAUCCGCUACCUGAAAUAGGGACUAAGACCGUUGCUACUUGCCUGUUCAGUGAAUAAGGGUUUGGAGAAACAAAUCCAACCAUGCUUUAUUUGCCCUUCCUCAGUAACUCUCUUCAAUUACUCUUAUAAUUUUGUCAUUGAUGAACCAAGUUCGACAGACAUUGUUGUUAUUUCAUUUUGUUUUAAAUAGUUGAAUAUUAGGAAUAUAUCUGGCAUACGAAAAUUUCAUAGGGAUAGAACUGUCGUAUAUUUUUGGAUGCAGAGUUAUGAAGCCGCAAGGCCUGCGCGUGGUACAACAAGAAAUGCAGUGCUGCCUAAAGUCCAAUAUGAUGCUCCUUACAAUCUUCCGAGUAUACGGAGCUUUAUAAUCAAACUACAGUAGAACCCUUUUACAACAACUUUCAGCAGACCCGCAUGAAUCGUCCUUAAAUCGAAUGUUAUAUCAAGCUUUUCCUGUACCUCUGUGUUAUUGUUGAGAAAAACAGAGCUGAAAAGUGAAUUCUUCGACAUUCUUACAUGCACUUUUUUAUGUUAGUAUGGGCCUAUCGCUGUGUGUAUAUCAAUGCUGUACUGUAUGCUGUUAUUACUCUGAAUUUGAGUCUUUUUAUUUUUGUAUUUUAUCUUCCUGGCCAGCUUGGAACAAAUAGCUCUCCUUGGACACACUGUGAUAUUGCAACGUAUCUACUUGAUACAGAUGAAGUUAAAUGCAACAAAAAAAAUCACCUGUGAGCCGUGCUUUUCUUGAGAUAGGCACACACAGUUUUAUUUUUAAAGCUCAUCAUGCUCAAGGGAUCGUAAGGAACGUCUUAAUAGGUACAUAGCACUGUUUAGCCAAAGCUGAAUUUCUGGGGAUUCCAUGCGCAGUCCUUUCUAAAUGCGUCCAUAAACUUCCUCGACUUAAGUUUGUUUGAGUUAGGUAUCCUCAUGUAUAUUGAAAUCUCAAUACUAAGGCGCCCUCAAAGAGACUUCAAGUCAGGGAAGUUUUAAGGAACAAUAAAAUUGGAACUUUCAAUCUUGAUGUGACAACUUAAAUGAAGGGAUUAGCAAUGUCUUCAGUCCAGCUUUCAGCCCAGUAAUGAACUUCACAUCAUCUUUUGUUGUUUUCAUGUUUUGAGAAAAUGAAUUUUUUUAGAAUAUUC